UAGCAGACUAGUUGACUUAGGGCUUUGUGUCUCCUGCUUACGCAGUUUUAAGGAGAUGAAGACCAAAGAGAGAAUCAUCGAGGGAUAGUUCUAUAGUCUACGACUCUUUCACCAAAUUCUCUUCAUUUUUCACAAGUUUUAUUGCUCUUUCCACUUUUUAAUCCCUUUUUGUUUUCUUUUCUUGUAAAAGUUAUUCUUUGUUCAUAUCACAGAGGUUUUUGGUCGGCUAGAUUUCUGUUCUUGUAAAGUUCUUUUAAAGGCGAACGCCGCAUCUUGUCAAAAUAAACUUAAAAGGGUUUUGUGCGCUAUCUUUAAUUUUUUUCCAGAUUUAUUUACCAACAUAUUUUCUAGGGAAGUUUUCAGAUCUAGUCUUUAGAUCUCUCCAAAAUAUCUUUAAGAAACCAUUUGUUGGCUUUGGAUUCAUAUCCAAGUGAGUUCAUUCUUUUUUGAAAGAAACAAAUUUUUCCUUUCCCAAUAAUCUUUCAGAUUUUAGGGUUUCUAAUUAAAGGAUUCAUUAAUCAUGGCAGGAAGAUGGUGAGAGGGAAGAUCGAAAUCAAAAGAAUCGAGGACAUGACUAGCAGACAAGUCACGUUCUCCAAGCGUAGGAAAGGUCUCCUGAAGAAGGCUCACGAGCUUUCAGUUUUAUGUGAUGCUCAAGUAGCCGCCAUCGUCUUCUCUCAGACAGGAAGAUUAUAUGAUUUCGCUAGCUCCGACAUGCAGAAGAUGAUAGAUAGAUGUGAGAUACAUAGGGGUGAGUAUUUUGGAGCGGAGAGACUCCAAAAACAACAAUAUGUGCGAGAGCUCAAGAACGAAAUGGCGAUAAUGAUGGACAAGAUUGAAAUUCUUCAACUUCAUUGCCGGAAGCUGAUGGGACAAGAUUUGGAUUCGUGUUCGGUGGAGGAACUCAAGGAGAUAACUACCAAAAUUGAGAAAAGUCUUACUAUUGUCAGAUCAAGGAAGGCUAAGUUAAAUGAAGAUAACAUAGAGAAACUAAAAGCAGAGAUUGUAGCAGAGAGAGAGGGCUUGAACGAGAGAAGCAGGCUGCGCCAAAUGGAAAAUAAUAUGUUAUCAUUUCAGUUUCAAGAACAGCCCUUGUGGAUGCAGUCAAGGAGCCUAGAGAGUGAGAAGAAUGCACAUUCCUGUAGUAGUGGAAACAUGGACUUGUCUGAUGUGGAAACUGACUUGUCCAUCGGAUUUCCUCAAAAUCGAGUGUAAUCAACAGGGUUCUUGUUAUUAUCAGGAGAUGUAUAUAUUUCUAUUUCUGAAUGUUUGAAUCGAUUCUCUCUAUGAAUGCAUCAAUAAAUAUAGUAGUGUAAAAGUGUUAAGUAUUCUCUACGAUAUUGCUUUAUUUAUUUUCUCCC
Raphanus sativus (radish) is the source of this 1361-nucleotide messenger RNA. RefSeq names its product MADS-box protein AGL72-like. The transcript has 6 exons. Lineage: Eukaryota; Viridiplantae; Streptophyta; Magnoliopsida; Brassicales; Brassicaceae. The record is from RefSeq and is a predicted model, not a curated record. Gene Ontology annotation, biological process: positive regulation of transcription by RNA polymerase II. Gene Ontology annotation, cellular component: nucleus. The coding region runs from base 532 to 1215 and encodes 227 amino acids. Gene Ontology annotation, molecular function: protein dimerization activity; RNA polymerase II cis-regulatory region sequence-specific DNA binding; DNA-binding transcription factor activity, RNA polymerase II-specific.